GUUGGUGUUAAAGCACCUGGGACACACACAUACAACUCUGCUGUACUUCAUCUGACAUUGUGUGAGUGGCUUCUUGUUGUUAGGUGUCACUGUGUGUACAUUGCCGAGUUAUACUACUCAUGUACUCACCUUUGGACUAUAAGCAGUUUCCUUAUUUCUGGGCAACCUGGACUUUAUCCUGCUAGUUCUUGUUUACGCUCACAUGCUGGACCAACCUUUUGUCACUGUUACAAACAAGGUAACUUCUCCUCUAAACUCCCUCAGGAGUGACUUUUGUGUCCACGUGUGGAUUUUUCCUGGUCUCUCUAACUGGAUUUGAAGGUUUAAGAUUAAAACACUGUGAUUACUUGUGUGCGAGCGAGAGCAUUCCUUGUGGAUUAAUAUCUAGGCAAAAUGAUGGAAGAGGUGUCCAUGAUGAUGGCCUACGAUGCCCAUGCUAUUGACCAAAUGAGUGAGGAGGAGGUCUUUGCCUGUCUGGUGGCUGAAACGGGACCUACAUUCACAGUCCCGACAAAGAAGGCUAAACUUAGGGAGAGCCGGCUUCAAAUAAUGACAGAUGAGGAAGACCUUUUGGACAAAUACCUGAGGGAAAACCGUCAUCUUCAGCAGACCAGCCUCCGCCUGGAGCAGGAAAAUGACAACCUGGCCCACAGACUGAUCACCAGCAAGAUCGCUCUGAGGAAUGCUCUGGACAAGACAGAAGACAGAGUAGACGAGCUGACCAAAGACCUUCAACAGACCCGGCAACGACUGCAGGCCACAGAAGACGAGAAAAGGGGCAAAGAAGAAGAAGCUGCCAUGCUGAAGGAAGUGUUUCGGAGAGAACUGGAGAAAGCUGAGCAUGAGAUCAGAAGGUCAUCUGGUGUCAUUGUAGAUUACAAACAGAUCUGCUCUCAGCUGACUCUGCGCCUGGAGAGACAGAAGGCCAGCCAUAGAGAGGAGUUAGAUUCACUCAAGAGUGCAAUGAAGGCUUGCUCCCGCUGUCAACACAUCGCAGAAUCAAUCACUUCAUGUUCCAACCCUGAAACAGAGGUGCAAACAGAAGGACUAGAGGUGCCUGAGCCAUGCAGGGAAGAGAACACAGGAGGUCCCACACAAGAAGAACAGAGGAGGGAGGACCAGGAGAAGGAGUCCCGCAGGGUUCAGAUCAGGGAGCUGGAACAGGAGCUGGCCCAGACCAAACUGCAAAUGGUGGAGGCCAAGUGUAAGAUCCAGGAGUUGGAGCAUCAGAAGGGACUCCUGGCAAAUGAUCUCCAGGAAGCGAAGAACAGCUGGAUCAGCAAGGCUUUCACCUCCCUCCGGACAUCCAGUGGGGGAAUUCACAGUAUGAACAUACCCAAAGAUGGGGCUCCAGCUGUGGGUUGGAACCUCCACAGUGUCUCCCUCUCUAGAUGGAGCUCCAAAAAGCUAUUGUGGCCUCACAGAGACAGUCAAGAAAAUCUAUGAAAGACUAGAAU
Molecule: messenger RNA, 1457 nt
Organism: Melanotaenia boesemani (Boeseman's rainbowfish)
Lineage: Eukaryota; Metazoa; Chordata; Actinopteri; Atheriniformes; Melanotaeniidae
Product: rab GTPase-activating protein 1-like
Exons: 8
Coding region: 394-1446 (350 amino acids)
Source: RefSeq, a predicted model, not a curated record